GUACUCUGCUCUGAUUCAAUAACAUUUUCGUCAGGUUAGUCGAUCAAACCAUAACAGGCUAAAACAGAUCCAGCGCAUCAAAAGACACGCCUUAAAGUUUGAGAUUUAAGAUUAUAAUCUACGAAAGCGACAUGGAUAGAGAUCUAAGUAUUUAUACUGGUGUAACCAGGAAAUUUGGAAUCGUGGACUAUGUUAUGUUUGGUCUUCUACUGGCAGUAUCCUCAUGUAUUGGAUUCUUCUUUGCAAUUCGAGAUAGAAAGAGAGAUUCGAUUGAAAAUUUUGUUCAUGGUGGAAAGAAAAUGUCAAUUUUUCCAGUAUCAAUGUCAUUAAUAGUUACAUUCCUGUCCGCCUUGUCCUUGCUAGGCAAUCCAGUCGAAAUGUAUAAUUAUAAUACAAUGUUUUGGUAUUUAUGUUUGGCGUUUGUAUUUGCCAUGGUAUUAUCAGCUUGGAUAUUUGUACCAUAUUUCUACAAUCUUGGUUUGAUGUGUAUAUUUGAGUAUCUUGAAUUACGCUUCAGUAAAUCUAUCCGAGUUUUAGCCUCUGUAUUAUAUAUCUUUCAAACUUUGAUUUACAUGUCAUUUGUACUGUAUGCACCUUCAUUAGCUUUAAAUGCAGUCACUGAUUUUAAUCUUUGGGGAUGUAUUGUCGGACUGAUGUUGGUUGUAACAGCUUAUACGGCUUUGGUAAGGUGGACAGACACAUUCCAAGGAUUGGUCAUCAUCGCUGGAUUGUUAGCUGUAUUGAUUCAAGGUUCCAAUGUUGCUGGUGGUUUUGCUCAAGCAUGGGAUAUAGCACAAGAAAGAGGAAGGAUAUUAUUUGAUGAUUUCAAUCCGGACCCCAAGAUUCGCCAUUCUUUCUGGUCAGUAUCAAUAGGAGGUGGACUAUUUUGGAUGUGUUUAUACAGCUUAAAUCAGGCUCAGAUACAGAGAGUUAUGUCUUUACCAACAGUUACAAAGGCACAAAUAUCACUAAUAGUCAACAUGAUAGGUCUAAUAUUAAUUUGUUCUGUAUGUUUUCUGAUUGGUAUUGUAAUGUUUGCUGUUUAUGCAGACUGCCAUCCUGUGGCUUUCAAACUAAUUGCAAAAGGUGAUCAGUUAUUACCUCUAUUUGUGAUGGAUAUAUUAGGAAAGCUACCAGGUAUACCUGGUAUAUUUGUUUCCUGUGUAUUUAGUGGGAGUUUGAGUACAUUGUCCUCAAGUUUAAAUGCUUUGUCUGCUGUUACUUUAGAAGAUUUUGUCAAACCAUUUUGUUUCAAGAAGAAGAAAUUGUCAGAUCUCAAAAUUACGUUACUUUCGAAGAUUUUAGUUAUUAUUUAUGGUCUGGCGGGUUUGGCUUUUGCCUUUGCUGUAUCACGUUUAGGAGCAAUUUUACAGGCUACAUAUAGUAUAUAUUCAAUACUCAAUGGUCCACUUGCUGGAAUUUUCAUAUUAGGUCUCUUCUUUCCUUGGGCAAAUAAAUGGGGAGCGGGAGCAGGGUGUAUAACAUCUCUAACCAUGAUGCUUUGGAUUGGUUUUGGAGCAUAUGCCAAAAAAAUAAGAACUCCCCUCAGUCCAGUAUCUGUGGAAGGUUGUAAUUGGAAUUUAACAACAACAAUGAUACCAACAACACUUUAUAUGAAUACAACACAAACAAUUCUCAACAACACUACACCAACACCACAAAUGGAUGCAGAAUCCAGUGAUCCAUUUUAUGAUAUGUAUAAACUAUCUUAUCUGUGGUAUACGGGUACAGGCAUUUUAAUAGUAGUUGUUGUUGGGCUCAUUGUUAGUUUCAUAACAGGUAAUAUGGACUUUAAGUAG
Molecule: messenger RNA, 1799 nt
Organism: Lottia gigantea (owl limpet)
Lineage: Eukaryota; Metazoa; Mollusca; Gastropoda; Lottiidae
Exons: 15
Coding region: 132-1799 (555 amino acids)
Biological process (GO): transmembrane transport; sodium ion transport
Cellular component (GO): membrane
Molecular function (GO): symporter activity
Source: RefSeq, a predicted model, not a curated record